AUGGCAAAGCUUCUGCCUAAAACCUCAGCCUGCUUGAUCUCCCUCUUCAUGGCCAUGAUAAUCAACCAAACAUCCCUUGCUAGGACACUUGGAAAUUCAACCCCAAGUGAUCACCACCAUCAAAACCUUCAUCAUCACAAAAUCACAUUCUUAAUGAGAGACAUCUUCAAUGUAAAAUUAACCAAGCCUUCAACCACUAAACUCACAAGCACUACCGCUCAUAAGCUUCCAUUCUCCAAACCACUAGGCGGCCUAUUCCCUCCCAAAGGAGCUGUCCUCCUCCCCGAUACCGACAUUAAUCCCGCCACCACCGCAUCAUCGUCCUCUCCUACACUAGAUUUGCCCGGGAUUGGUCUAUCCUUCCCAGCAGCCAAAGCUACCCUCCAAGAGCUAGAGCUUGGAACAGUGACCUCCAUCGAGGAGGACAUUUUCCACCCUUUGGGGUAUGAAACUUAUGGCUCACAACUGCUAGGGAAAGCGCAAGGGAUGCAUGUCGCGAGCUCGGAAGACGGAAGUAGCCACAUGAUGGCCUUGACAGUGAAGUUUGCUAAUAAUAAAGGUGAUGAUAAAGUUGCUAACGGGUUGAGGUUUUUUGGGGUGAAAAGGAGUGAUGUGAAUGAGUCUCAUAUUGCAGUUAUUGGUGGUAUUGGGAAGUACCAAGGUGCCAAUGGCUAUGCAACUGUGAAAGUAAUGAAUGUUAUAAGGCCUAGUUCUGUUCUUGGGAAAGACAAAUUAGGAGCUGGGAAGCUUCUAAAGUUCAGUGUAUAUCUAAGCUAA
Messenger RNA from Morus notabilis, 777 nucleotides. Its product is annotated as dirigent protein 24. The transcript has a single exon. Lineage: Eukaryota; Viridiplantae; Streptophyta; Magnoliopsida; Rosales; Moraceae. The coding region runs from base 1 to 777 and encodes 258 amino acids. The record is from RefSeq and is a predicted model, not a curated record.